GCAUCCUUCACAAGGGCAGCGGUGAGAACAUCUUUGUGUCCCAGCAGCCACCCAUCAUCUCAAGCAUCAUGGGUAAUGGGCGUCGGCGAAGCAUCUCUUGCCCGAGCUGUAAUGGCCUGGCUGAUGGAAAUAAGCUGCUGGCACCUGUAGCCCUGGCAGCAGGCAUUGAUGGCAGCCUUUAUGUCGGAGACUUGAAUUUCGUACGCAGGGUUUAUCCCAACCUCAAUACCACACGCAUACUGGAGCUCAGAAAUAAGGAUUUUCGACAUAGUAACAACCCGACUCAUAAGUACUUCCUGGCUGUGGACCCAAUCUCCGGGGCUCUGUUCAUCUCUGACACAAAUUCACGGCGAAUCUACAAGGUGCGAUCACUCACAGGGGGAAGACUUUUGGCCGACAAUGCCGAUGUGGUGGCGGGCACAGGAGAGCAGUGCCUUCCUUUCGAUGAGAGAUGCGGGGACGGGGGAAAAGCUGUAGAAGCCACUCUCAUGAGCCCCAAAGGUAUUGCUGUAGAUAAGAACGGGCUUAUGUACUUUGUGGAUGCCACCAUGAUUAGGAAAGUGGAUCAAAACGGCAUCAUCUCUACUCUACUGGGUGCAAACGACCUCACUGCUGUGCGCCCACUGAGCUGCGACUCCAGCAUGGAUGUCAGUCAGGUGCGCUUGGAGUGGCCCACCGACUUGGCAGUAAACCCCAUGGAUAACUCUCUUUAUGUGCUAGAGAACAAUGUUAUCCUACGCAUCACUGAAAACCACCAAGUGAGUAUCAUCGCGGGGCGGCCUAUGCACUGCCAGGUGCCUGGCAUCGACUAUUCCCUCAGCAAACUUGCCAUCCACUCUGCCCUGGAGAGUGCCACGGCUAUUGGCAUCUCCCAUUCGGGCGUGCUCUAUAUCGCAGAAACAGACGAGAAGAAGAUCAACCGUGUGCGGCAAGUCAGCACCAACGGAGAGAUGUCGCUGCUGGCUGGCGCUGUGUCGGAGUGCGACUGCAAGAAUGAUGUCAACUGUAACUGCUUUGCAGGAGACGACGGUUACGCUACAGAUGCCAGCCUCAACUCCCCCAUGUCUCUGGCUGUCUCACCGGAUGGCACACUCUACAUUGCAGAUCUCAAUAACAUUCGGAUCCGCGCUGUGCGCACUAACCGACCUGGACCUUCAGCGCUGGGGCUAUAUGAGGUCGCGUCCCCUCAGGAACAAGAGUUGUAUGUGUUUAACGAAGAGGGUCUCCACCUACAGACCAUCAGUCUUGUGACAGGCCUGCCCCUCUACAACUUCAGCUAUGGCCCUGAUGGAGAGCUGGCCACAGUGGUGGAUAACUGCAAUAAUACAGUAAAAGUGCGUAGGGAUGGGGCAGGGCAGGGUGGAGCGGGACUGCUCAGGCUCAUCCUACAGCCUGAUAAUCAGGUGGUUACACUGGGACUGGAUCCUGCAGGAAGCUUGCGCUCUAUCUCUGCUCUCAACCAGGAGAUCGUUCUGCUGGGAUACAAUGGAAACACUGGCCUGUUGGCCACCAAGGCAGACGAGACGGGCUGGACAACCUUUUAUGAGUAUGACAGUGAAGGGAGGCUAACCAAUGUGACGUACCCCACGGGAAUGGUUACAAGUCUGCAUAGAGAGAUCGAAAAAUCCAUCAACAUUGACAUUGAGAGCUCCAACAGAGAUGAUGACGUCACUGUUAUCACUAAUCUUUCGUCGGUAGAAGCCUCCUAUACUGUUGUGCAAGAUCAAGUACGGAACAGCUACCAACUGUGUAACAAUGGCACACUAAGAGUAAUGUACGCCAAUGGGAUGGGAAUCAGCUACCACACUGAGCCCCAUAUCCUGGCAGGAUCAGUGAGUCCCACCAUCGGCCGCAGGAACAUCACCCUUCCCACUGACAACGGCCUGAACUCCAUCGAGUGGAGACUGCGCAAAGAGCUGGCCAAGGGCAAGGUCACUGUGUUUGGCAGGAAACUUCGGGCACAUGGGCGCAAUCUACUGUCAAUAGACUUCGACAGGAACACACGGACAGAGAAGAUCUAUGACGACCACAGGAAGUUUACUCUGAGAAUCACGUAUGAUGCCCAGGGCAGACCAGCAAUAUGGCAGCCCAGCAGCAGCCUUGCAGUGGUGAAUGUGUCGUACUCCAGUACAGGCCAGCUUGUGGGUCUGCACCGAGGCAGUAUGAGUGAGAGAACAGAGUUUGACCCGCUGGGACGAAUACUCUCACGCUCUUUUGUAGAUGGAAAGGUGUGGAGCUACAGUUACCUAGACAAGUCCAUGGUGCUGCUCCUGCAGAGCCAGAGACAAUACAUCUUUGAGUUUGACACGUCUAACCGCAUCACGGCUGUCACCAUGCCCAGUGUCGCCCGUCACACCAUGUUCACUCACGUCUCCAUCGGCUACAUACGCAACACCUACAACCCACCAGAGAGCAAUGCGUCCAUCAUCUACGACUUCAGUGAGGAUGGACGUCCUCAGGCCACGUACUUCCUGGGUACUGGGCGUCGUGUCCUCUACAAAUACGGCAAGCUGGCCAAGCUCUCAGAGAUCUUGUAUGACAGCACAGCCAUCACCUUUGGCUACGACGAGACAGCUGGGGUGCUAAAAAUGGUCAACUUGCAGAGCGGUGGCUUUUCUUGCACGAUUCGCUAUCGUAAAAUGGGUCCCCUUAUCGACAAACAGAUCUAUCGCUUUUCAGAGGAAGGUAUGGUGAACGCACGCUUUGAUUACACCUACCAUGACAAUAGUUUCCGAAUCGCCAGCAUGAAGCCGGUGAUCAGCGAGACGCCACUUCCUGUGGAUCUGUACCGCUAUGACGAGAUCUCCGGUAAAGUGGAGCACUUUGGAAAGUUCGGAGUCAUCUAUUACGACAUCAAUCAGAUAAUCACCACUGCUGUGAUGACCCUCAGCAAGCAUUUCGAUGCUCACGGGCGAAUCAAAGAGGUUCAGUAUGAGAUCUUUCGCUCUCUCAUGUACUGGAUGACAGUGCAGUACGACAACAUGGGCAGAGUAAUCAAACGAGAGCUAAAGAUCGGCCCGUACGCCAACACCACGCAGUACCGCUACGAGUAUGACGGUGACGGACAACUCAGCGGCGUCAAAGUGAACGAUUGGUCCACUUGGCGCUACAGCUACGACUUAAACGGCAACCUGCAUCUGCUCAACCCGGGUAACAGUGCCCGACUCAUGCCGCUCCGCUAUGACCUUCGAGACCGCAUCACACGGCUCGGUGACGUGCAGUACCGUCUGGACGAGGACGGUUACCUCAGCCAAAGGGGUGGCGAUGUGUUUGACUACAACUCUAAAGGCCAGCUGGUGCGCGCCUACAGCCGUGCAGCUGGAGGAUGGAGCGUGCAGUACCGUUACGAUGGGCUCGGACGCAGGGUGUCCACUAAGAACAGUCUGGGUCAGCACCUCCAGUUCUUUUAUGCUGACCUGAACAACCCGACUCGGGUCACGCAUGUGUUCAACCACUCCAGCUCGGAAAUCAGUUCUUUGUACUAUGACCUGCAGGGCCAUCUGUUUGCCAUGGAGGUGAGUAGUGGGGAGGAAUACUACAUCGCCUCUGACAACACCGGUACGCCACUGGCGGUCUUCAGCAGCAACGGGCAAAUGAUCAAACAGGUGCAGUACACUGCUUAUGGGGAGGUGUAUCACGACUCCAACCCUGAGUUCCAGCUCGUCAUCGGCUUCCACGGAGGGCUUUAUGACUCACUAACCAAGUUAGUGCAUUUCACGCAGAGAGACUAUGAUGUUUUAGCGGCCAGGUGGACAUCGCCUGAUUACACCAUGUGGCAGAAGAUCGGCAAAGAUCUGGCACCCUUCAACCUGUACAUGUUCAAGAACAACAACCCGCUCAGUGACAUGCUGGAUGUGAAGAAUUAUGUCACAGAUGUGAAGAGUUGGUUGGUGAUGUUUGGCUUUCAGCUCAGCAACAUCAUCCCAGGCUUUCCCAGACACACACUUUACUUUGUGGAUCCGCCAUAUGAGCUCCUCGCCAGUCAAGAAAGUGAAAACGGGCAGCUAAUAACCGGAGUUCAGCAGGAAGCCGAGCGGCACAGCCAAGCUUUCAUGGCUCUGGAGGGACGGCUUCUUGACAAAGAGCGCAAGACCACACACGAGAAACCUGGCCACUGGUUUGGCACGAGUACCCCCAUCAUUGGAAGAGGAGUGAUGUUGGCGGUGAAGGAAGGCCGUGUGGUCACAGGGGUCUCGAGCAUGGCCAGCGAUGACAGCAGGAAGGUGGUUCUAGUGCUAAAUAGCGCUGUCUACUUAGAUGGGACGCACUACACGCAGGACGGCCUUGAUUGUCAUUUCUUUGUGAAGAUAGGCUCAGCUGACAGUGACCUUCUAGCUUUGGGACUCACCAAUGGACGUAAGGCACUAGAAAGCGGGAUCAACGUGACGGUAAGCGGUCGAUCGCGGCGUGGGGUCACCGUUGAGUUCCGGGUUCCAUCUCUGUCUCUGAGUGUACGUUACGGUUUGGCGUCAGACGUGCUGGAUGAGGAGAGAGCCCGGCUGUUGGAGUUGGCGCGGCAGCGGGCGCUAUCGGGCGCCUGGUUACGAGAGCAGCAGCGGGCACGGGAUAAUAAAGAGGGAAGUCGCUUGUGGACUGAAGGAGAGAGACAGCAGCUCCUUUCAACAGGGAAAGUGCAGGGGUACGACGGGUACUACAUUUUACCAGUGGAACAGUACCCUGAAUUAGCAGACAGCAGUUUCAACAUUCAGUUCCUGAGACAGAAUGAGAUGGGGAAGAGGUAACAGUCCAAAUCGUUUUCUUUUCCUGUUUCUUUAUAUUUCGCUUUCUCUCUCCGCUUAUACCUUUACAGUUUUCAGUUGUUUUUUCUCUCUCUUGCUUCGUCUUUCUCUUUUUCCCCCUCACUUUCUUUCCGUUAUCUCCUGCACCCAUGGAGAAUAAUUGAACUAAUGGGGAAACUCACUGAACGCUGCAGGGACUUUUAAGAGAAAAACACUCAAAAAACUUUGUUAAUACUGCCUCUGGCAAAAAAGAACAAUUUGAAAGACCUCGUCUUUGUUUUUCAACAAUGGACGUCAAAAAGCACUGAUAAACUGAAAAACAAAACAGAGCUACUGUUGCUGAAAUAUGAAAAAUCCCCUUUUUAAAAAAGAAUAGAUAUUUUUACCCAUAUUUUUUGGGUUACUGAGAGGAUGUUGGUGCCAGAUGGUACCCUUGUGAUGGUGCGAUCUGGAUCGGAGAGGUGCUGCGAGUCUCACGCACCCCUGGAGAGGUCAAACUGAGGAGUAACAUCCGUCAAGACAAAUGUCAGUCUCAGGCCUCAUAUUCUUCACAGCUAAACUGUCAAUUGCCACUGCAGCAUAUUCCAUCGUCUACAGACUGUUUCUUCAAGACAAUUCCAGUGGAGUAAAAGUGAUGAGAAAAUCCAAGUCAGACAUAGUUUGUUUUUAUCACUGAUAGAGAAGUACUUGCAUUGUAUCAGAUAACAGUGAAGUUCUGAGUGUGCUUUAGAUGCGAUAGUUUUGUAUGUCCCAGUCGCAUUAGAGUAACGAGACCUUCACCAAGGCACUUCUGUAUAGAGAUAUCCGAAAAAACACUCACAGUCUCCAGAUUGAAAGGUUACUAGUGUCAGAAACUAUUUAUUUUUACUUAGUUUGUUUUCAUUUGUAUCAUUCAUAGUACUAUAUGACAAUCAUAAAAGGAGUCACCGCUUUUAGCUACAAUGAUGAACAUUAAUGGUUGAGUUUAUUUUCCUUUGUAUGACAUGUAAUAAUUUUUCAUUUUUGUAUUAAUUUUUCUUUUUUUGCUUCAAAGAAAAUUCUAGUCAUGCACAGAAAUAAUUUAUGUAAAGUGUUUUAAAAUGGUUUAUACUUUAAAUAAAGUUUAAAAACUGUGAAACUUGUUUUUCAAAAUAUAUCUGUAUGUACAGUGUAUAGAUUUACCUUUAUGCAGCACAGUAGAAUAUUGUUCAUAAUAUCAACUUUUAUAUUUCUAUCAGAAGGUGGCUUGUUAUGUGCAAAUCAACAGCUGGUAUUAAAACACUAGAAUUUCGUGACACUCAGAUAUCACAGAUGAAUAAUAUCGAAGCCCCGUUUGAUGUUCUGUUUUAGUUUUGUUUUUAUGCAGAAAAGUUGCUGUACUAGAACCCAAACCAUAGAAAUGGAUUUUUUUCCACUGUGAAGAGACUCAUUAUGGAUGUCAUGAUGUACCAAAUCAGUAUUGAGGGAUGAUUCUUACUCAAGUGAGACUCUUCUGAGACCUUACCAAUAAAUAGUUUAAUUCA
This is a messenger RNA of Rhinichthys klamathensis goyatoka, 6241 nucleotides long. RefSeq names its product teneurin transmembrane protein 2a (gene tenm2a). Gene Ontology annotation, cellular component: neuron projection. The annotation marks the transcript as partial. NCBI's taxonomy places the organism in Eukaryota, Metazoa, Chordata, Actinopteri, Cypriniformes, Leuciscidae. Gene Ontology annotation, molecular function: protein heterodimerization activity; protein homodimerization activity; cell adhesion molecule binding. The record is from RefSeq and is a predicted model, not a curated record. The transcript has 11 exons. Gene Ontology annotation, biological process: neuron development; heterophilic cell-cell adhesion.